CCAAGGACCCCACAAAGGUCUAGCCCGCGAUCAGGAUGACUCGUACGAGGCAGGUCUGAUUCUGGACCGAAUCAAACGUAGACUAUCCCCCCUCGCAUUUCAGUUAGUACAAUCGGAAUGCUGGCGAACACAUUCAUUUUGAAGUAUUGUGUUGAACUGAAAAUGUACUCAUUGUCUAUCAUUAUAAUAUAUGAGAUUAACAUUAUUUGCCUUGUAUUCUAUAUAUGUUUUAUCUACAAAAUAUUGUCUGCGAUCAGUGUAUCUUCUUGUUUAGUUUGUUGAUUGAAGUAAUUAGUUGCCCCUCUUACAUUCCGCUAAUGGAUUCGUCCGUCGUGAGGCCUUUACAGUAGUAGGGAGUGUUGUUUGGCGGAUUCCUUCAAGUUUUACAUUACUUUAUGUCUGAAUUUUGUAAAAUUAAGAAAGCGCCAAUUGUUCGUUUCCAUAACUAGUCAGCUAGCUAAUUAUUUUAUCUAUCGAUAUAGGUACAGAAGAGGGUUUAGGGUGUGGUACACAGCUAAGUUAGCCGCAGUAGGAAGGCAUCUUCAGCGAGCGGAGUGUCCGAAUCUGAGAGUUUAUAAUGCCGACGUUGCGGGACAGCAGCAUGUCUCACCCCGGCGAGAACCCGUACCAAGUCCGGGUAAAAGCUUACUACAAAGGGGACAUCAUGAUCACCCACUUUGAGCCGUCCAUCUCCUACGAGGAGCUGUACGGGGAGGUCAAAGACAUGUGCUGCAUGGACAACGACCAGCUCUUCACCAUGAAGUGGAUCGACGAAGAAGGUGACCCGUGUACAGUAUCGUCUCAGCUGGAGCUGGUGGAAGCCCUGAGGCUCUACGAAGUAAACAAAGACUCUGAACUCAUCAUCCAUGUGUUUCCAUGUAUCCCAGAGAAGCCUGGCAUGCCCUGUCCAGGAGAGGACAAGUCUAUAUAUCGUCGUGGGGCGCGGCGCUGGAGGAAACUCUACUACGCUAGUGGUCAUGUCUUCCAGCCCAAACGGUUCAACAGGAGAGCUCACUGUGCCAUCUGCACAGACCGUAUCUGGGGUCUGGGGAGACAGGGCUACAAAUGCAUCAACUGCAAACUGCUGGUCCACAAGAAGUGUCACAAACUGGUCAGCGUGGAGUGUGGUAAACAGAUCCAGGAGCCCAUCGUGGGGCCUGAUAGGGGGGCCUCCAUCACGCCAUUAGACCACUCUGAACAGCCAGGUCCUCAGAACAAAUACUCCAGUGAGAGUCUGAACUCCGAUGGAGAAGAGAAAGAGGCGCGCUGCAGCAGAGACACAGGGAAAUCAGCUUCCAGUCUGGGUCUGGUGGACUUUGAUCUGCUGAGCGUGAUUGGCCGGGGCAGCUAUGCCAAGGUCCUGCUGGUCCGACUCAAGAAGACAGAGAGGAUUUACGCCAUGAAGGUGGUUAAGAAGGAGCUGGUCAACGACGACGAGGACAUUGACUGGGUCCAGACAGAGAAGCACGUGUUUGAGCAGGCGUCCAACCACCCCUUCCUAGUGGGGCUUCACUCCUGUUUCCAGACUGAGAGCAGACUGUUCUUUAUCAUAGAGUAUGUGAACGGAGGAGAUCUGAUGUUCCACAUGCAGAGACAGAGGAAAAUACCUGAGGAACACGCCAGGUUUUACUCAGCAGAGAUCAGCUUGGCGUUGAACUACCUCCAUGAGAGAGGCAUCAUCUACAGAGACCUCAAACUGGACAACGUGCUGCUGGAGUCUGAGGGACACAUCAAACUCACUGACUACGGCAUGUGCAAGGAGGGCUUGAGGCCAGGGGACACCACCAGUACGUUCUGUGGGACCCCCAACUACAUUGCCCCUGAGAUACUGAGAGGAGAGGACUAUGGUUUCAGCGUGGACUGGUGGGCUCUGGGGGUGCUGAUGUUUGAGAUGAUGGCUGGACGGUCGCCCUUCGACAUUGUAGGAAGCACCGACAACCCAGACCAGAACACAGAAGACUACCUAUUCCAAGUAAUAUUGGAAAAACAGAUCAGGAUUCCUCGAUCGUUGUCAGUCAAAGCUGCCAGCGUCCUCAAGGGCUUCCUCAACAAGGAACCUAAGGAGCGGCUAGGAUGUCACCCCCAGACGGGCUUCGCUGACAUCAUGGGUCACCCCUUCUUCCGAAACGUAGACUGGGACCUUAUGGAACAAAAGCAGGUGGCUCCUCCAUUCAAACCCAACAUCUCAGGAGAGUUUGGACUGGACAGCUUCGACACCCAGUUUACCAACGAGCCCAUCCAGCUCACGCCUGAUGACGAGGACGCGGUGAAGAAGAUCGACCAGUCGGAGUUUGAAGGGUUCGAGUACAUCAACCCUCUCCUGAUGUCGGCCGAGGAGUGUGUGUGAACUAGGUGUGUGUGUGUGUGGGAGCGGACGCAGCACGCCACCUCGUGUCCUCGACGACGUCACUAGUUAGCUCUGCAUGGUUACCAGACAACACGGCGAUGACAUCAUCAAAGAGCGUCCUGCUGUUGGAUAGAGGCGGAGAGCCGCCGGGGCUCUCAGACAAGAGACACUAACUUGCCAAACCAAUCUCACAUAGUGUGUAUGUGUCACAAAUGGCACCUUAUACUCUACGUGUAGUGCACUAGGGAAUGGGGUGCCAUUUUGGAUGAACGUCACUGUCCUCUUUUUUUUUAACCACUAGUCUUCUAAACCUACGUUCUCUCUUAAUUAUUUUUGUAUCAUGUAUCAAAUCCGCACUGAUUUCCUCAUUGGUCAUCAGAGUGCAGGCUCUCAGUAGCCAAUGAGGCUUGGAGGUGGUUGGUUACCUAGGUUACUGGACACAAAGGGGGGGGACGGGGACGACACAGACGUCCACAGAGAACAAACUAACCCUCCUCUCUUCUUCCCAGCUUGGUGGUUAAUGCAUACUUUAUUUGUAAAUAAUAAGAAUGAUGUUUAGCCAAGGCCUUUUAACCCCAAGCCAGAUCACCAGGGAACAAUAGUUGAAAACUGUUUCAUGUUCACUACAUGUAUCAUGAUGAGCGUUGCAGCACCAUGUUUGUAGAGGACAGAAGAAGAAGAACAAGAGGACAACAGCAUAAAAAAUAAAAUAAAAACACAUCUAUAUAUUUUUCUCAGUCUGUACGCUGGUCAAUGUCCCAAAGUGUUACGCCGUCGUCAAGCCUGUUUUACCGUCAUAACCACAGGUUGGCUCACUAUUGUUUACGUUUACAGUAGUCUUCGUGGCAAAUUCCAGGACAGAGACGGUUCCAGGUUAAAGCGAUUGCCAUCUCAGCAGCCAACCAACACUAACUAACGUAGUUACUGACAAAAGGCAAAUCUCAAAUGGUAUCCUAUACUAUAUAAAGUGCGCAACAAAAGUACUCUACAAUAACACUGCAAGGUUAAGAGUUGGGUGGUUGUUAUGGAUACACACACACUGUGAAUGGAAGAGUUUACUGAGAGGAUUUGGAUACGAGUGGGCUGGACCACUAGCUGAGUUUGGGAAUGCAUCCCAAAUGGCACACUAUGCCCCAUCUAGUGCACUACUUUUGGUCAUAGCCCUAUGGGCCCUGGUCAAAACUAGUGCACCAUUUUUAUUUUUUACCUUUAUUUAACUUGGCAAGUCAGUUAAGAACAAAUUCUUAUUUACAAUGACGGCCUAGGAACAGUGGGUUAACUGCCUUGUUCAGGGGCAGAACGACAGAUUUUUACCUUGUCAGCUCAGGGAUUCGAUCUUGCAACCUUUCGGUUACUAGUCCAACGCUCUCACUAGUUAGCUCUGCAUGGUUACUAGACAACCCGGCGAUGACAUCAUCAAAGAGCGUCAUGCUGUCGGAUAGAGAGAUGUGUGUCCUAAUAUUAGCCAGAAAAAUUAUAUGAAUAUUCUUUUUCCCUCUGCUCAUUUUUAAAAUAGAAUGCCUUUCUGAAACUCUUGGUAUAUAUCUGUUUUCACAAUAUAUAUAUAAAUAAAAAAUAAAGUUUCUACAGUUUUCUCUAGUCCAUGUCUGUGAAUCAGUUUGAAUAUGAAUGAUAAGGAUGGAGUCAGACCGUCGAUCUCCUGGACCACUUCUGACACUACAGAUGAAGCUCUUGAAAGAGAUUUUCAUCAAUUCUAAUAAGAAACACUACCAAAGCAUUUAACAGCUUCAAUUUAUAUUCCAAGUUCUGAAUAGAGAGGUUAAAAAAAAUCAUUUGUUCAGUCUCAAAUGGCACCCUAUGCCCUAUAUAGCACACUUUAGAUCAGAGCUAUAUGGGCCCUGGUGGAAAAAACAACUGCACUAAAUGGAGAAUAGGGUGCCAUUUAGGGUGACAAUUGUGUUGCUGCCAAAGUGUUUUAAAGUGGUGCCAAGUGGUGAUUGGAGGAACAAACACUCUUCAGAAUUUUUGUCAUGUUACUUUAUAUUGCAAUGUAUUUUUUUGUAACUUUUUUUUUAAUUAAAUCAAAUGUGCUGUUACUCUAAUGAUUGAUCGCUACAUUGAUUGGUGAUAUUGUUAUUGUGUGAAACCUGUUUGAAAACACUUUGAUGAGGAUGAUGUGUGAUUUCAUCCAGAGAAGCCUACUGAAUGCUUAACAGGAUGUAAAUACAGAUUUCACAAAAUAAACAUUUUAUUUCA
This is a messenger RNA of Salvelinus fontinalis (brook trout), 4564 nucleotides long. RefSeq names its product protein kinase C iota type-like. The transcript is spliced from 16 exons. Bases 578 to 2347 code for a protein of 589 amino acids. The record is from RefSeq and is a predicted model, not a curated record. Gene Ontology annotation, biological process: protein phosphorylation. Gene Ontology annotation, molecular function: ATP binding; protein serine/threonine kinase activity; protein binding. NCBI's taxonomy places the organism in Eukaryota, Metazoa, Chordata, Actinopteri, Salmoniformes, Salmonidae.